Anoplophora glabripennis (Asian longhorned beetle) is the source of this 270-nucleotide messenger RNA. RefSeq names its product proline-rich protein HaeIII subfamily 1-like. Bases 32 to 211 code for a protein of 59 amino acids. The record is from RefSeq and is a predicted model, not a curated record. Lineage: Eukaryota; Metazoa; Arthropoda; Insecta; Coleoptera; Cerambycidae. The transcript is spliced from 2 exons.
CAUUUCGAGAGCUUUAACAAGUGUGUCAGCUAUGAGGAUCUACCUAUUCUUUCUAGUUAUUAUCACUUUGGUGCUUGCUGUGUGUGGCCAAGGGCCACCGCCUAAGCCCAAUGGAAGCGACCCCCCACCCCCAGGGGGACCACCACCAGGAGGGCCACCAUCUUCAACGCAAUCAACUACUGACACAGAAACAACUGCAUCAUCCGAUUAAGACAAAAGAAAUGCAAUAACAACAACAAUAAUUAACAAUAAAUGACAGUUUAGAUAAAA